AUGAGCCGCCAUGAAGGAGUCAGUUGUGAUUCUUGUCUCAAAAGCAACUUUAAUGGUCGCCGCUACAAAUGCUUGAUAUGCUAUGAUUAUGAUUUAUGUGCUGAUUGCUAUGAAGAUGGCGUUACAUCUACCCGUCAUUUGGUCGAUCAUCCAAUGCAAUGUAUUCUUACGCGUUCCGAUAUAGAAUUGUUUUUCGGUGGCGAGAUGCUCAACUCAGAGCAACCACAAAGUUUCACAUGCCCCUAUUGUAAAAAAAUGGGUUUUAGCGAUGCUACGUUACUGGAGCACGUUUCGGCCGAGCAUACGGAGACCAGCCUUGAGGUGGUGUGUCCAGUAUGUGCCGGACUACCGGGAGGCGAACCGAAUCUAGUCACAGACGACUUUGCCGGUCAUCUAACAUUGGAGCAUCGAACGGGACCACGGGAACUAAUUUCAUUUCUAGAUGAGCCAUCAGCAAUUCGGCAUGGUGGUGGCGUACGUCGCAUUCCUGGUCGUACUCUUGGAGGUCCUCGUGCACGUCGUUCUAAUAUGCACUUUAGUUCAUCGAGCGGAUUAUCUGCCCUUUCUCCAUCCGGAAGAGAAUCAGUAGAUCCUAUUGCCGAACUACUUUCACAGUUAUCGGGCGUGAGAAGAGGUGGACCACAAACGUCUCAGCUGCAACAAUUGCAAAUGCAAAUACAAUUGGAACGACAACAAGUGACGGCAACUCGCCAACAGUUGGAGCGUUUGCCCCGACGGGCUCAUCCGAUGGUCUCUUCAUCGAAUUCGAAUGCAACCAUGCCAGAGGUGAUAAGCAGCGGUCCGAUAUUAAGCGGCAGUGGUUCUGGUGGCAGUGGUGGCAGUGGCGCAAGCGGUUCUGGUAGUCUCAAUGGUGGUGGCGGCAGUUCAUGUCGCACCAACGAAUGGACUGUUAAUCCAUCACUAGCAGCUCAGCAACAAUCGCAGUCAGGUCUGACAGGCAACGCCGGAAUCAACAACAGAGAAAGUGGAGGCGGAAGUGGUAAUGUAAAUGGGAGUAGUGGCAGCAAUGCUAACAAUAUACUCGGCAUGUCAAUUGCUGGCGGUGCAGUGGGUACGGGUGUUAAUAGCGCAAGCAAUGGGGCUGACGUUCAAUCACAGUUUUUGCUAACAAAAUUCAUGCAGCCAACAUUGAGUGAUACAGAAUGGGCUGAAAUGGAAAGAGAACGAUCUGAUCGAUCACAAUUUGUACAAGCGCUUGUAUUGUCGACUCUUUCCUAUGACUCACUCGACACCAUUGCAAUUGGUGGUGGCGAGACGGAGCGCGAUAAUCGUGGCGAAUCGCAGGAAACCAAUAGUGAUAAUGUAAAUAACGAGAAAGUCUCAGCAGCGAACACAAAAAGUGAUGCUAAUGCGAGGGAAUCGUUGAUGAACAACAACACCGAUGCCUCCGCACAAACUACAAACACCAGUGGUAGCAGUAGCGUUAGCGCCGGAACGCCUGGUAGCGGCCGCCAGCAGGUACAUCAGCAGCAACAGACCACUCCGGAGGAUAUUGCCGACGAGUACAAACAACUGCAGCAGCAACAACAGCAGGCACAGCAGCAAACCUACGCAUCAAAAAAGAAGUCAACGAGUAACAGCGGUGUGAGUGGCGGCGCUGGGGGAACUGGAGGAAAGCCAACAGCUGACAGAGGCAUUGAACGGCGGGGCCGUCCACCACCUCCACCAGUUGGUGGUGGCGCAGCAGCUGCUGGAUCACAGCCCCAACAACAACAUUCUAGGUAG
Molecule: messenger RNA, 1746 nt
Organism: Bactrocera tryoni
Lineage: Eukaryota; Metazoa; Arthropoda; Insecta; Diptera; Tephritidae
Gene: Kcmf1
Product: E3 ubiquitin-protein ligase Kcmf1
Exons: 6
Coding region: 1-1746 (581 amino acids)
Biological process (GO): synaptic signaling
Cellular component (GO): plasma membrane
Molecular function (GO): zinc ion binding
Source: RefSeq, a predicted model, not a curated record